AGACCUAGCCUUUGCUUGCUUUCCUGUGGAAGUGCUAGCUGUCAGACCUGUGCUUGCAGCCAUUCCUAGCUUUGCUCCACAUAAGACAUCUGGGUCCAAAUGAAUAGACACUUCUUGCUGUACUUCUCCCUCUUCUGCUUCAUUGCGGAAGCAACAUCACUGAAGUGUGUAACAUGCCAUCUUCGCACACAGUCAGACCACUGCAGAAGAGGCUUUGGUGUUUGCCUUGCUCAGAAGCACGAAAUAUGCAUGAGCUUGAGGAUCUACAUCCGUGGCGUUCUCCUGUUAUCAUACAUGGUGUGUCAGAGAUUCUGCAAGAAUUUGACAUACGAGUUCAACAAUCGGACUUAUAAGCAUAAAUGUUGCAACUAUGAUUUUUGUAACUUCAGACUCUAAGAUACUCCCCGUCAACCUCAAUCUAAGAAGGUCCCAGAUGUUUUUCUUCUUUAACAUUCUGCUUAUCCUGCCUCUCCACCCUGUAUGCAUCAAGGAUGCUCCUGCUCCAUCCCCAUCAUUCUUCCUGGUUCCUUUAUCUUGGAUCUCAAGUUGAGUAGAUGAUGUUUUAAACAGAUGGUUUUAAACAAUCGAUUUCUCUUAGUACUAGAAUUGGCAUCUUUAUCCACAAAAAGACCUGUCCCAAGAAACUCUGAACAAUAAGUAAGAUGUAAAAUGGAAUGACCCUCACACUCUUCAUUAGCUUAGAUAAUUGAAAUGGACCAGAAAGACUUUAGAGGAAAAUUUACAAAUAUUUUUAACUGAGCUGUGAGUCACCACAUGGUUUUAAGCAGAGAUAAGACAAAAUGAAGGUGAACACUGAAGGUUUUGCUCUGUGAAUGCAAAGUAGUUUCCUUUGGUACCCAUUUCAGACUCAGUCAUUCUGAUUUUCUUGGCAACUAAAAUGCAUGCUCACACAUACUCACAGGACAUAGUAAACACAAAACUCCUGGCCUCUGUGGCAGUCCCAGAUCAAAUAAGGCCACGAGUACUCUAGAGAUAUAUGUCAAUAGCAUAUUUUAUCAUGCUUAGUCUCUCUUUUUUCUAAUCUUUCUCCAUCCCUUUCAUCUCCUCACCAUGCAUUGCUGCAUGCACUCUCCCAAUAAGAGUAGGCUGUCCUUCAAACCUUUUUCCCAUAUGUCCCAUGACCCCUGAGCUGUAUAUCCUAGAGCAGACAACUUUUAAGAGAUCCUCUUUUGUGGUCUAAAUGGAUCAUACUUGGGAACACCUUUAUCCUCCCCAGGAUAUCUCCCAUGACCUUAGGUCAACAUGUAGAGUAUAUAAUGGACCUAGUAUUUCUAUAAAUAAUAAACCCACUC
This is a messenger RNA of Mastomys coucha (southern multimammate mouse), 1313 nucleotides long. RefSeq names its product prostate and testis expressed 3 (gene Pate3). NCBI's taxonomy places the organism in Eukaryota, Metazoa, Chordata, Mammalia, Rodentia, Muridae. The record is from RefSeq and is a predicted model, not a curated record. The transcript has 3 exons. The coding region runs from base 100 to 396 and encodes 98 amino acids.